Molecule: messenger RNA, 1320 nt
Organism: Aphanomyces invadans
Lineage: Eukaryota; Oomycota; Saprolegniomycetes; Saprolegniales; Verrucalvaceae
Exons: 1
Coding region: 90-1265 (391 amino acids)
Source: RefSeq, a predicted model, not a curated record
CGCGUUGCACAGUGCCCAGAUGAAGAUGGAGGUGGUAGGAGCAGUGCGGAUUUGACGGCAACGCGCGCAAGGGAACUCGGACCUGCGCCAUGAAGCCAUCGUCGUCCACGGCAGCAUCAUCGUCGCCGUCGUUGACCAAGUCGAAUAUGAAGGAGUACUUUAUUCAGAAGCUGUUCGGAUCGGCACUCAACACGUCCCCGAACGCAAAUGCCCCACGCAGCAUCUUCGCGCGCAACCUGCAUGCGUACGCGCGUGGGUCGGACCUCGACGACGACCCGCAUGAGUGGGAAUUUUACCCCGACUACCAUCCACAGGACCCGCUGCCCGAAGGUAUUGUGAUGGAUUCGCCUGUCUGCGCCACGCCACUCUUCCAUUCCCCCACGCCACCAUCGCCACCCCAUCGGAUACAGCGAUCGAUCUCCUUUGACAGAGAGAAAUCGACGACUGCGUUUUGGGACUUGUCCAAAGUGCAGCAAUCCCUCAAGCGACGGUUGAGCUGGAUCCGGUCGACAGUGCCCAAGUUCGACGUCGGAAAGACUAGCGUACAACUUAUGACCAAAUCCAGCUCGAUCGAUGGCGCCAGUACCCCGACGUCCAUGCGAGAGACCAUUACCACUAGCAACGAUUCGUUCCUGGAGUCCAUCGCAGAAGAGAUUGAUUUCCUGGACCUUCCUGACGACGCCCACGUCUCGUUCUGCGAUGACGCAUUUUGCGUCUACGAGUUUGAACCGAUGGAAACGAUGGACGAGCUCGUGAUCCGCGUAUCGGAGGGGUUUGCAGCCCAUGACAGACGACCGGCACAUACCAAGCUCAUGGGAUUCUGCACGAAGGCGCUGACGUACUUGAAUUACCGCGGCAGCCCGUGUGCAGAAGUGUUUGUCUUGAGCGCAAACGACAUUUCGAUGUGGCGGCGGCUCGGUCAUUUCGACUGGAACGCGUGCGACAACCAAGAGGAUCCUGCUGUGGAAGAGACCGACGGUUGCCGCAAGGAGCGUGAAUCGUGCAACUCGCGCUUGUCGAACGAAUCGACCGCGUCGGAAGAAAGCGAUGUCGCCGACAACCAAGCCACCAACGACUCGUCCAAACCGUCUAGCGGACAAGUACCGGUCGCGCGAGGGAACCUCCAACCGUUGGUCGACGUCAUGAACAGCGUGUUGAGCAAAGGAGAUGUGUGCUUCACGUUGAGCGACAUUGACCAUCUAUGCAAAGAAGUCGAGUACCCCGAGACGGACUCUGACGUCCAAGAGGACGACGGCUGGUGUUAGAUUAUAGUACAAACCGACAAACCUAAUUUAUAACGAAAUCAAGUAUCAUAUCCAA